AUGCAUUGGUCUCCACCUGCACCUGCACCACCACCUCCACCUCCACCUGCACCACCACCUCCACCUGCACCUCCACCACCACCUCCACCUGCACCACCACCACCUGCACCACCACCUCCACCUGCACCACCACCACCACCUCCACCUGCACCACCACCACCUGCACCUCCACCUCCACCUGCACCACCACCACCACCACCACCUCCACCUGCACCACCACCACCACCUCCACCUGCACCACCACCACCACCACCUGCACCUCCACCUCCACCUGCACCACCACCACCACCACCACCACCUGCACCUCCACCUCCACCUCCACCUCCACCACCACCUCCACCACCACCACCACCACCUCCACCACCACCUGCACCUGCACCACCACCUCCACCUGCACCACCACCUCCACCACCACCUGCACCUCCACCACCUCCACCUGCACCACCACCACCUACACCUCCACCACCACCACCUGCACCACCACCUCCACCUGCACCACCACCACCACCUCCACCUCCACCUGCACCACCACCACCACCACCACCUGCACAACCACCUCCACCACCACCUGCACCUCCACCACCACCACCUGCACCACCACCUCCACCUGCACCACCACCACCACCUCCACCUGCACCACCACCACCACCACCUCCACCUGCACCACCACCUCCACCUCCACCUGCACCACCACCACCACCACCUGCACCACCACCUCCACCACCACCUGCACCUCCACCACCACCACCUGCACCACCACCUCCACCUGCACCACAACCACCACCACCACCACCUGCACCACCACCUCCACCUGCACCACCACCACCACCACCUGCACCUGCACCUCCACCUCCACCUGCACCACCACCACCACCUCCACCUGCACCACCACCUCCACCACCACCUGCACCUCCACCACCACCACCACCACCGGCACCACCACCACCACCACCUGCACCACCACCUCCACCACCGCCACCACCACCUGCACCUCCACCUCCACCUCCACCUGCACCACCACCACCACCUCCACCUCCACCUGUACCACCACCUCCACCACCACCUGCACCACCACCUCCACCACCACCUGCACCACCACCUCCACCUCCACCUCCACCACCACCUGCACCACCACCACCUGCACCUCCACCUCCACCUGCACCACCACAACCACCUCCACCUGCACCACCACCUCCACUUGCACCACCACCUCCACCUGCACCACCACCACCACCUCCACCACCACCUGCACCACCACCUGCACCACCACCACCUGCACCUCCACCUCCACCUCCACCACCACCUCCACCUGCACCACCACCACCACCUGCACCUCCACCUGCACCACCACCUCCACCACCACCACCUGCACCUCCACCUCCACCUGCACCACCACCUCCACCUGCACCACCACCACCACCUGCACCUCCACCUCCACCUGCACCACCACCACCUCCAACUGCACCACCACCUCCACCACCACCUGCACCACCACCUCCACCACCACCUGCACCACCACCUCCACCUCCAUUCCGCUGUCUGCCUUUCCCCUUUCUGCCCCACGUCAACCUCUCCUACAAAACGGGCAUCUCCAGUCUGAUCAUUUCGCAGGAGCUGUCCGUGGUGCUGAAUCGUUGCACCGUAAGCCCUGUAUACAGCGCAGGAGCUGUCCGUGGUGCUGAAUCGUUGCACCCCCUGUAUACAGCGCAGGAGCUGUCCGUGGUGCUGAUUUGUUGCAAACCGUACGCCCUGUAUACAGCGCAGGAGCUGUCCGUGGUGCUGAAUCGUUGCACCCGUACCGCCCUGUAUACAGCGCAGGAGCUGCGCAGGAGCUGUCCGUGGGUGCUGGCCGACGUCAUCGUCAGCGCACCUCGCGUUGACCCUUUUUGCUCGGCUGCACAUGUCGUCCGACCCGCCCCGCCCGCUGUCUCGCACAGUCUGAGUAACCUGCAACCUCUUCUUCAAACCUCAUUCUUCAACCCCUUCUUCAACCCCUUCUUCAACCUCUUCUUCAACCUCUUCUUCAACCUCUUCUUCAACCUCUUCUUCAACCUCUUCUGCAACCCCUUCUUCAACCUCUUCUUCAACCUCUUCUUCAUCCUCUUCUUCAACCUCUUCUUCAACCUCUUCUGCAACCCCUUCUUCAACCUCUUCUGCAACCCCUUCUUCAACCUCUUCUUCAACCUCUUCUUCAACCUCUUCUUCAACCUCUUCUUCAACCUCUUCUGCAACCCCUUCUUCAACCUCUUCUUCAACCCCUUCUUCAACCUCUUCUUCAACCUCUUCUUCAACCUCUUCUUCAACCUCUUCUUCAACCUCUUCUGCAACCCCUUCUUCAACCUCUUCUUCAACCUCUUCUUCAACCUCUUCUUCAACCUCUUCUUCCCGAUGCCCCGGCUGCAGCGCGCCAGUAGCCGUCUGCUUAUUGUAUGCGCGGGUCUUAUCUGA
Molecule: messenger RNA, 2448 nt
Organism: Cyclopterus lumpus (lumpfish)
Lineage: Eukaryota; Metazoa; Chordata; Actinopteri; Perciformes; Cyclopteridae
Product: basic proline-rich protein-like
Exons: 6
Coding region: 1-2448 (815 amino acids)
Source: RefSeq, a predicted model, not a curated record